Messenger RNA from Linum trigynum, 7304 nucleotides. The record is from the annotation of a GenBank genome assembly. Lineage: Eukaryota; Viridiplantae; Streptophyta; Magnoliopsida; Malpighiales; Linaceae.
CGAUCUUGUCAAGUGAUAGUGAAAAAAUAAAAUCCGAUUAAGUCGUAUAACAACUACAUAUAAUAAUCCAAUAUCACACGAAUCAGGUUAUACUAUCACACCGUAAUGACUUCUCAUAAAAUUUGAACCAAUCAUUUGUCGAUUCAUUUUAAUUUCGAGGGAAGAAAAAUUAGAUCAAUUAUGAUCUAUAAAAUAACAUUCAUUUUAAUACAUUUAGAAAGAAAAAAAAAAGAGAUAUGUUAAUGUAUUAUGGUGGUACAUAAAAUAGCAUAUUGGUAUAGAUGUUGUAAAAUGGUUGUAUAAAUUAUCCAAAAAAAAAUUUAGAAAUAUAUCAUAAAUGAAUAUUUUAACGUAUACAAAAAUCAAUCAACCUUAAUUAUUAAUUUUAUCUAUGCUUCUCGUUUUUCGUUUCCGAAUCUCCUUGUCAGUUUACGUGGUCCACUAUGAGUUGUCGUUCUAAUUACUAAUUUGAUUUUGAUAAGCAAAUUUGUGAUUUUUUUGCGAGAUAGGUUGAAUAAUUUAUAAUUAGUGAUAAAUUCAGUCUGAAUAAGUGCAUUAAAAAUUUUAGAGUUGAAAAACCGAUACGAUACAGUUUCACAAACUGAAAUAAAUUCGAGUUAGAUGCGAUAAUGUACACGAGAGAAGAGAGUGCCGAAACAUUUGGGCCUUUUCCUGAGCCCAACGCAAGAGAUCCCGUUGCUCUGCAGUCUGCAUAAUUUUGAGUUUUCGUGAGCACGUUAGUGUCUAGACUCUAGAGUUCUAAAGAGACAAUCCCAGCGUCUUACCCAUAAACCUGCUUAGCUUUGCUUCAAAUCCAAUUGGUGCAGAUUUCAGGUUUUGAUUGAUUAAUGGAUAUAGGCUUUGGGAAUUCACUACACUUGAAGCGAAUUGAAUUUAUGAGUAUGAAUGAGAAAGAUUGAAAAAAUAUAUCAUUCUUUGUUGUGGCUUGAAGGUGGGAAAUAGUUGCUCCUGAAUCAUGGUGCUAAUAGUCUCCAUACUUUUAUUUUUAUCUCCUAUAAUUGGAUUCCUCCCCCUCUCCCCCCCCCCCCCCCAAGUCGUAUAGUUGUUAACAAAAAAUUUCAAAAUAUAAUAGUUCUUAUAGAACUUACCAAUCUAUAUAUGUUUGGACUUGAUUCGCACGUUGUUCGUCGUUGGAGAGGAAAGCGAUCAAAGAUUGCUUGACAUUUGAUCUCUGUUAGGAGAAGUGAUCUAUCUGAAAUCAAUGAGAGUACAACGAUCAAUGUUUUCGCCGUGGUAGUGAAACACGAUUUUUAAUUUCAUCACUUUACACAUAAGUGAUCAACCUUUUAUUGCUUUUUACAAAAGCAAUCAACAUGAAUAGCUUUUGAGUUGAAGCGAUCAAGUUUCUACUUGGUCGGCUCUUUUCAAUCCGACAUCACUCCAAGCUAAAGUUAGGUGCCAUCACUUUGGGUGGACUGGUCGAAGGCCUGAUUCCUUUUUAGCCUUAGCGAUUCAUGUGUUGAUCGCAUCAGUUUCAACGAUAAAAGUUAGAUUGCUUAGCCCUAAAGCGAUUGAUGUACAAUACGCACCGAUUAAAUAAUGUCUUCUACCACCCAUUUCUAUCCACUCUCAUUUCCUCUUCCCCAUCAAUAGAAGUUUUGGAACUUUCCUACCCAUCCCACAAAACUCCUCAUAUCUAUUCCCUUAACCUCCUGUUAGAAGGGAAGAAUGAAAUUGUUGAAUAUGCUUGUGUUUAUAUAAUUAUGUUUUGGGUUCGAGUAGAUUGUAGGAUACAUUCGAGUAGAUUGUAGGAUACAUUGUUGUUUAACUAGCGUGGCCCUGACCAGUUGGACGGAGGAAGGUGGCGUAUGAAAUUUGAUAAUGUAAUGGGGUGUAUAGCUUAUUGUUAUAUUUUUUUUUGGGAAACAUGUGAUAAAAAUAGUGAAUUUUAGCAGGAAAGACACAUGAAUGAUGCAACGAAUAAAAAAUCACCCUUAUGAACCAAAAUCAAGUACUUGUUACCUUGUGAAACAAUAUUGUUUCUGGUAAUAUGAUGAGGUGGAGUAAGUUUUAUAGAAACCGAAUUCCAUAAAAUCGAAUAAAAAAUCGCCUAUCCCGUCGGUUUUCAGGAAAUGAGCAUCUCACAAUCGUUGCUAGCUUUUACUCGGCCGUUGGCCGAUUAAUUUGCUUUAUAAAACUUUCAUCUUGUCGUCAUCGUGCUUUCUGGUUUUUGUCAGGCCAUGAUAAAAUCUAAGGAAAUCAAGAACGAACAACACGAUUUGGGAUAGGAACCGCCGUUGUUGCAUCCCUAGAAAAUGGUGGUAAACACGGACUCACCUGCCAAACUGGUUUGGAUUGAGAUUUUUAUCGGGUAUUAGGGAACCAUGUGAUUAUAAAUUAGACUUGAUCAAAACGAGCCAAAACUUGAAAUUCAGCCUGUUUGACCGACCUAUGCCAAAUUCUAAUUAUUCUUUACUUUUAAACUUUCUAUUUGAAAAUAAAAAAUAGCGAAAGAAAAGAGAUGACUGCAAUUCGCCAUUUGCACAUCACUUAUUCGGGAAUAAAACCAUAGAAAUUCAAAAGGAACUGAAAAUGUUUUGGAUCGUUUUAAUGUUUAAAAUAACCAAAUAGAUCUUUCUGUUUAGUUUUUUACUAACAAAUACCAAACGAUUUCCUAUAAAAUACACUAUAAUUUGAUCAUUAUGAUAUCAAAUAAUUAUAUAAUAUAUAUUUGAAAUGAUUUGGACUAAUUGGGUUGUUCGAGGUUGAACCAUUGAAUAACUUUAAAAUAUAUUAUAUUUUAGCCACUAAGAUAUAAAAUUAUAGCAUAAUAUAUAUUAUGCCAGAGAAAAUAGCUUGUUUUAGAAUGACAAACCAAUGAGUUCAUUUGUUUUACUUGAUGGCCAAAUCGCAUGUAGGUCAGACCCAUUCAACUCUUUUAUUUUAUGGUUAGCGGUUAGCCCAUUAGAUACCAUGCAUUAGCUUAUUGUUAAUUUUUUUUAGCAAUAAAAAUGAGUAUUGUUUUUGCCUUUUCAUAUAUAUUUUAUCACCAUGGAGAAAUAAAAGGGCUUAAAGAAAACAAUUGACACUCCUGGACCCGUUUUAAUCUGCAUGUGUAUGGUAAGUUGGCCCGUUCCACAGAGGAAAGAGAAAAAAUUGACACUCCCUAUUCUACCCUUCCUACAAACGCUCCUGGAGCAGGGAAUUUGAAAUGGAGGAAUGUUUUUUCCUCGCUGCUAUUAUAUGUUUUUAAUUUAAAAAGAUACAACAAAUGUAGUUAAUGUGAUUGGUUAUGAUCCUUGUUUUUUUUUAAAUGGACAUGGUUUGAAUCCUAGUACGUGUCUUUUUAAUGAAUAAAAAAAAGUAAUUGUGAAGUCUUCCUACUUUCAUUCUUGUUGCAGAAAAUUUGAAAUGGGCUCCCGUUUUUCCCUUCGGCGUAUUAUAUUAUGUGUAGACUGUUUAAGUAGUCUAUAGGGUAUGUUAUUCAACCAUUCUCGACCAUUCUCAACAAAUGUAGUUAGUGUGACAAAUUGGGGCACUUGCUCGUGUCUCGACCAUUCUCGUCUCGGCUCCGUGGGUGAAAGUGAUGUUUGUUCCUAGACGUCACAAUCAGUUGGCCGACUGGGUUGCUCGUAAUGCAAGAUUAGGUGCUCUCCCACGAGAUUGGAUCAUUGUUGCCAAUUUGUUGUCUCCUUUGUUGUAAUCAACUGUACUUCCACUGUUUCGAUUUGGAAUGAAAGUGCCCCAAUUUGUCAAAAAAAAAAGUAUGUUAUUCAACAUUAGAUUAUAUAUUAAACUGUAUGUAUUCUUAGUUAUUCUAAAUUUAGAAAAUCCCGAAAGUUCCAGCUACUUAUUCGAUGGAAUAGUCGGAUGACUAACUCCCACUUCAUAUGGAUUAUGAAGAUGGUGAACCCCAAAUUCAUUCCUUUCCAUGAAGUAUCGGACCGGAACACUUGAAUCAAAACUUGAGGGUUUCUCUAUUAAAAUACAUACUCGUAUGAGUCGACCUCAUCCAAUCGCGCCAGAAAAUUAAAUAGCCAAUUUACCAUGGAUUGCAUAUGGAUAUCGAAUAUCACUAAGAACUAACAAAAUUGUAAUCAAACUUAGAUAGUUGAAUCUAUGAUAAUAACUUAUUUACAAAUAUAUUGAUAAAUAGGUAAUUUUGAAACCAAUCAUAAUAGUCGCGAGAAGUUUUAUAUUGGCUAAAGGAGGUGAGAAUUUGAAUUCGAAAUUAACAAAUAAUUAGCUAACAAAAGAGGUAUUUAUUAUCUUUAGAACUAGUGACCGAAGAGGAGGGAUUUAUUUAGUACCUCACCAAAUUUGCGGACGUCCCAACUAAAACCCCUUUUCCCCAAUUUUGGCGUCCACGUUUGCUCCCUCCACGUUGUUCUUCCUUCCUCUCUGGCGACUAGGGUUUCCAAAUUCCCACCCCCAGCAAUCUUCCAAUUCCUCAAUUGAUCCUUGAAUUCCUUCGAGUCAUCCAUGGAAAACAACGAAGCCAACAACAACGCGAGCAUCGCUUCCGUGGAUGGCAUAAACCAGAUGGCCAGUUGGGUUAGCACGUAUGUGACCUCCGCCUUCUUCUCCUCUCUGGAGCGCUUUUCCUGCGUCAAUAUCCAAACCGCCGAUCACGAUGAUGAUGACGAUGAGGGCGACGUCCGCCCUCUCAGACUAUUCUCAACCGCCUCUCGCGACACCGUCGAUGAGCUCCCGGUUUGAUGAUUGAUUCUCUCCCUACCGGCCGGAGCUGACCUCGGUACUUCUUACAAUUUAUCCCCUUCUAAACCAAUCCGUUUUCAAUUGGUUGUUCCCUGUUCUCUCUCCCAGCCUGUACUUUGGAUGAUCUUCGACUUUUGAUGUUCAAUCGGAAAGCCACCCGUUGUUGUGAUUGCUUUUUUUUUUUUUUGUAUUGUAUUUGAAUCCAGUUCCUAACAUUUGGGCGCUUGAGGUUCUUUAUUGUGUGUAUUGUUGUUACAUUUCAAGAGUGAAAUAUGAACAAAUUGCCUUAAAGAUUGUUCCUUUCUUUGUAUCUAGUGGAUUGUUUAGGAGGAAUAUACUUUCUUCUAACGCUUUAAGUAUCCUUGCCAAGUAUGUCGAAUGUGUUCCACCUUUUCUGUACUUCGCUGUCAAUGCAUUGCUGUUCCAUUAUCGUGCUUGGGAAGCUGCGUCAUCUUUGUUGAUGCUGUUUAAGUGUUUAGUCUAUUUAUGUGGUUGAAUUAUGACCAAGUACUUCAUAGGCAUCAAUGAUGAGUUAUCAAAACAACAAAGCAUAUUUGAUGAUCGAAACUAGCACAACUUAUUAGCAUCCGCGGUGUGAACACUUGAUAUCCCCCUACCAUUUAGUGCUGGCUAGGCUGUCAGUGAUAAUCUGUUAUGGAUAUGCUGACAUGUAGAUUUCAGUCCAUAUUGGGGGGGAUGUGGUCAAAGUGUUGGGUAUUGCUCAAGGAACUUUUUUCCAUCUUAUCAAGGGUGAAAAGGACUAGAGCAUCUGUGACAGUGAGUUGGAUUUGGAAUGGAGCAUUAAUGUCUUCCAACUUGUAUCUUGGUUUGAAUUCUUAUGGUUUCAUAAAGUUUCUCCUCCUUCCGCCUCGAGUCUUUGAAUUAAUCUGACCUUGCCUGCCCCAGGCAGUAUAGUUUUCAUCCUGGGGAAAAUUUGGAGUUUGGGUUUGAAAGGAUGAAGGAUAGCAUUAUGGGAUAUGAAUACUUUCAUAACUCAUAAUGUCUCAUCGUCUUGGCUUACAUUUCUGUUAGAUGCCAAGUUAUGUUAAUGAUAACUAUUAGCUAGACUCAUCUUUGAUAUUCUUGCGCAGAUUGUUUUCCUGGGAAUGGCAUACCUUUCUGGUAAAAGGAAAGUAGGAAGAUAGGAGCACAAAAUCGUUUUUGUUUUUGCUUGUAUUUCAUUGCUCUUUCCACAUCUGAUUACAAGUUUUCCCUAUCCGACUCUCUUGAACCCCUGUUGGGUGCUAUUACUAUUACCUUUGUAGAUUGACAAAAGACAUACACAUGGCUUGAGUAAGUAAGAUUGUUGUAGAACUGCUGUACACAUAGUUUACCAUUUUCCCUCACUUAUCUUCAUGCUCCUUCCAACAAAGCAGCAUCACAAUGCAACGACGAAUGAUGUAAAACCUUCCCUUUGCUUGCUUCACGACCCCACCACCAUCCCUUUGCUGACUUUUGUCUUGUCUUUGCGAGGAAGAAGCUAACUUUCUCCUUUGGCUAGUUGAUAAUUCCAUGAAUGUCUUGACUCUUUCUAUCUCUGCUUCUUCUUGUUUGUUUUGCUGGUGCAACCCCUUAUUCUCCUUCACCUUGCUUCUCCUUUUAUAGGGGCUCCUUCCCUUUGGAAGUGGUGGUGUUGUUUUAGGAAUCUUUUGUUGGAGUUACUGGUUUAGUGCUGGCCGCUGGGUUUUAUAUAAAUUUCAAUUCUGUUCAAGUCAGUACAUAAACCUGCUGAGCCUUUUAUUGUUUUUUUUUUUGGGGCAGUCAAAAAAGUGAAGUGGCCUUUUUCUGUGUUUCUGUAACAUCCAGGUUUCCAGGUUAAUUUUGCUUUGCUUUACUACCCAAACUGGUGUAUUUUGGGUCCAGGGUUUGUUGGAUAAGCGACACAUGGAUCACAUUGGCUUGGUGGACACAUUAAUUAGUGGGGCUUUUUUCAUUAUUAUUAUUAUUUGUCCCUCCAGUUCUCGUUUCCAUACUUCUUUUUCAGAUUUUGCCAGUUAUUGUGUGUGUGAGAGAAAAAGAAGGGUAGUUGAAGACCAUUUUUACCUCCUCUGCGAUUUUGGGGAAAUGCUCCUCCUGUUUUUAACUCCUUUCCUCAGCUGGCAUUUGACCUGGAGCAGUUACUAGUGUGUUCUGUUUCCCACUAUUAAUGAAUCCUGCCCCUAUGACCUAACACUAUCUGGGUUUUGUUCCUUGCCAUGAUUUGGUUUGCAUUUGAGUGUUUUUUUGUUCAUGUGUCCUGAAUGGCAAAAGUAGCUGGUGCAGCGGACCAAAGAGCAAAAUAUAGGCGAUGGCUGUUGCACUUAACUGAGGGGGACGAAGCUGCCCUAUCGAUGACAAUGGCGUUUCUCCGGGCGGUAACCAGACCUGUGAGAUUGCAAGCAGAGGUAAAAUCCAACUUUGCCUUGUUAAGUAGUCAUUGUCAACGGAGAGAAUGCAUGCAGAGGUGAGGAAUAAGGAUUUUUGUUAUGUGCACGUGAUGUAGUAGUACUAGUAGAUUGGUGGAGGCCUCUUUGAGGUACAUAAACCACCCAUUUAAUGAUGGGGUUGGAGGGUUAUGGACUGAAGUGAAGAAGGGGAGUUAUGGGAGGAAUUGGAAGGAGUAAGAAUAAGCUGAAACGGGCAAC